This is a messenger RNA of Aspergillus glaucus CBS 516.65, 870 nucleotides long. RefSeq names its product DUF3632 domain-containing protein. Bases 1 to 870 code for a protein of 289 amino acids. NCBI's taxonomy places the organism in Eukaryota, Fungi, Ascomycota, Eurotiomycetes, Eurotiales, Aspergillaceae. The record is from RefSeq and is a predicted model, not a curated record. The transcript is spliced from 2 exons.
AUGUCUCUCCAGUUAAAGUUCGACGAUGAUGACCCAUGGAUCAUCGAAGAGAAAAUGUUCAGCCGCCUAAAUGACUACCUCCAGCCUUCCAGCAUCAAAUCAGCACUCGAUACCGCCCAAGCUCUAGAUGCUCUCUUCCCGACACACCGAAGUGAUGUGGACCAGCCAGAGAGUGAACCCAGAGAACCACCCGAGAGCUUCCUCUUGCAUCCAUGGCCUCUUAUUCUCUAUACCGCUGCUCAGAUUCCUCAUGACCAUCCAUCGCAGGAAAGGUUUGCGGAAUUGAUAAAAACUCUCAAGGGUUUGGUAUCAAAGACUCCGAUUGUUAGUAUUGAUGGCCAUGAUGCUAAGCUCUGGGGGGACUUGCCGUAUAUGUAUUGGACGAUAUGGGAAGAGCUUGAUCGAAUGCCCGCCUGUGACGAAAACUCAAAGCAAAGAUGGCGAAACGCUAGUUGCUUCCUCGCCCGUCUUACACGCGACCGUACCUAUGAUUGGUUCUCCCUCGCCAUAAGCCAGGUUGGCGGCUGUUUGGAGGGUCACUCAGUGCCCCGGCAUGCGCAUGCGCAUCGUCGCGAUGCUGUCACUCAGUUUAUUCCAGAACGGGACGAGGACAUUGAUCUUGCAUUAGACUGGCUCUCUAUAUGUGGACAUCUACUAUUUAAUUUGGAUGAGGAAGUGGAAUGGAGUGGAGGGGGUCCGCUGUGGAACGGGAAAGCUGGGCUUUGUCCUGAACGUUGGCAAUUUUGGAAGGAGAGAUUUGGGGAGCUUGGUGAGUUUGAUGGUGUUGAUGAGAGGACUCGAGAACUUGCUCGGAAGAUAAUAGAUAAGAUAGAGAGUAUAGAGAAAGAAGCGAAGGCUCGUGACGAUUAG